Molecule: messenger RNA, 282 nt
Organism: Nezara viridula (southern green stink bug)
Lineage: Eukaryota; Metazoa; Arthropoda; Insecta; Hemiptera; Pentatomidae
Source: the annotation of a GenBank genome assembly
AUGUCGAUUGCUCGCUCGUUUCCAGCGAAACGGUAUCGAUAUUUACAUGAGAAACGUUUGCAGCGUAGAGCAGUCAGCCUGGUUAGCCUACUUCAAAGGCAAGCUCCAAGUCUAGGAGCUUUGAUCAAACAGAAGUGCCAUCAGGAUGAAAGGCCUUCCUGCGCAUCCCAGGUUUCACAGCAGCCUGAUAACAGUGAGGGAGCAGCAACAAUCGCAUGCCCAGCCAAAGCCAAACAAGGUUCAUCAGUGGAGGAUACAAAGGCAGGUUUGGGAGCAAGUUAA